CGCAAUUUGACUCUAAUACAGCUUUAGAUGAACGUCGCGCCGCCUGGUAUCGCGCAGUUCGGUCUCGUGAUCGCCGGUCGCCCUGUCAUCACCGACUUCCGGGAAAUCGGGCCCGCGCACUACGUCGUGGACAUCCUGGAGCCGACGCAAGUGACCGACCUCACGUUCUUCUUGCUGCCUGGAUCGCCUGUACCGCCAGGUUUCGGAGCCGUACUAUACUUCGCUUUACCAGCGCUACAGAACUGGCAACUACUGGGAACAGUGUUCGCUGAGAAGCCGAGCGCCAUUUUCCGGACAUCGUGGCCCACACAUCCGGACGUGGUGGGUCAGCCCGUGCUGCAGCUUGGCGUGUCAAUCGAGAGUCUGGAUAAUGUCAAGAAUUUGGGCAUUGAGGCCAGCGGAUUGGAGGAGCGCAAGGCAUUUGCACUCAAGAUCGCGCAGGAUUUAUUUAACUACCUCAGCUCCUUCUCCAGUAGCAACAGCCAAAGCUACAUGACGAUCCCCACGAACUUACUGGACAAGUGGAUGGAGAGAUUCGAGGCCAAAUAUCGACGAGAUCCCAAUUUUAUGAUGAAAAAUCAGUAG
This is a messenger RNA of Phytophthora infestans T30-4, 585 nucleotides long. RefSeq lists its product as uncharacterized. Lineage: Eukaryota; Oomycota; Peronosporomycetes; Peronosporales; Peronosporaceae. Gene Ontology annotation, cellular component: nucleus; cytosol. The record is from RefSeq and is a predicted model, not a curated record. Gene Ontology annotation, molecular function: nuclear import signal receptor activity. The coding region runs from base 28 to 585 and encodes 185 amino acids. Gene Ontology annotation, biological process: protein import into nucleus. The transcript is spliced from 3 exons.